Messenger RNA from Andrographis paniculata, 3195 nucleotides. Its product is annotated as coatomer subunit beta-1. Gene Ontology annotation, biological process: endoplasmic reticulum to Golgi vesicle-mediated transport; intra-Golgi vesicle-mediated transport; intracellular protein transport. The transcript has 6 exons. Bases 102 to 2948 code for a protein of 948 amino acids. The record is from RefSeq and is a predicted model, not a curated record. Lineage: Eukaryota; Viridiplantae; Streptophyta; Magnoliopsida; Lamiales; Acanthaceae. Gene Ontology annotation, molecular function: structural molecule activity. Gene Ontology annotation, cellular component: COPI vesicle coat; cytoplasm.
UCUCAGGGCAGUGACUUUGCUUUCUACAUUGAAGAAGUUAAUUGGGCGGUGAGCCGAAUUCAACGACGCCGCACGGAUCUGUUCUUUGUCAAUCGUGAAAAAUGGAGAAAUCUUGUUCUCUGCUGGUGCAUUUCGACAAGGGCACUCCAGCUCUGGCUAAUGAGAUCAAGGAGGCCCUUGAAGGGAACGAUGUUCCAGCGAAGAUUGACGCCAUGAAGAAUGCUAUCAUGCUUUUGUUAAAUGGUGAAACUUUGCCGCAGCUGUUCAUUACGAUAGUUAGAUAUGUUCUACCGUCGGAGGACCACACGGUCCAGAAGCUGCUGUUGCUCUAUUUGGAAAUCAUUGAUAAGACUGAUGGGAAGGGGCGUGUGUUGCCGGAAAUGAUCUUAAUCUGCCAGAACCUCCGGAAUAAUCUCCAACAUCCUAAUGAGUAUAUCCGUGGUGUCACUUUGAGGUUCCUUUGCCGGCUCAGUGAAGUGGAGAUCAUCGAACCUUUAAUUCCCUCUAUUAUGUCGAAUUUGGAGCACCGACACCCUUAUGUUAGGAGAAAUGCAAUUCUUGCUGUGAUGUCGAUAUACAAGCUCCCACAAGGUGAGCAGCUCCUGGUUGAUGCUCCGGAGACAAUUGAGAAGUUUUUGUCGUCAGAGCAGGAUUCGUCGGCUAAAAGAAAUGCAUUUCUUAUGCUUUUCAACUGCGCCCAGGAUCGUGCUAUCAAUUACCUUUUGACUAAUGUUGACAGAGUAUCGGACUGGGGGGAGCUGAUGCAAAUGGUUGUCUUGGAGCUGAUUCGAAAAGUUUGCAGGACAAAUAAAGCUGAAAAGGGGAAAUAUAUCAAGAUUAUCAUCUCUUUGCUGAAUGCUCCUUCGGCUGCUGUAGUUUAUGAAUGUGCUGGAACUCUUGUUUCUCUGUCUUCAGCUCCCACAGCUAUAAGAGCUGCAGCAAAUACAUAUUGCCAGCUUCUUCUCUCUCAGAGUGACAAUAAUGUUAAGCUGAUUGUGCUUGAUCGGUUGAAUGAGCUCAAGUCUUCCCACAAGGAUAUUUUGGUCGACAUGAUAAUGGAUGUUUUGAGGGCACUGUCAAGCCCAAACCUUGACAUCCGGAGAAAAACACUCGAUAUUGUUUUGGAAUUGAUCACUCCCCGCAAUGUCAAUGAGGUGGUUCUAACUCUGAAGAAGGAAGUAGUGAAAACUCAAAGUGGAGAGCUUGAAAAAAAUGGGGAGUACCGUCAGAUGCUCAUUCAAGCAAUUCAUUCGUGUGCUAUUAAGUUCCCUGAAGUGGCAAGCACGGUGGUCCAUUUAUUGAUGGAUUUCUUGGGAGACAACAAUGUAGCAUCUGCAAUGGAUGUCGCCAUUUUUGUGCGUGAGAUAAUUGAAACCAACCCGAAGUUAAGAGUUUCUAUCAUCACCAGGCUUCUCGACACUUUCUAUCAGAUCCGGGCUGCAAGAGUAUGCUGUUGUGCUCUUUGGAUUAUUGGAGAGUAUUGUCUCUCGCUUUCUGAAGUUGAGAGCGGCAUUGCUACUAUAAAGCAGUGCCUCGGAGAAUUACCGUUCUUUUCCAUAUCUGAAGAUGAGGAAACUAAUGAUUCUUCGAAGAAAACACAGCAGGCGCCUUCGAUUACUGUUUCUUCUAGAAGGCCAGCAAUUCUUGCUGAUGGAACAUAUGCCACUCAAAGUGCUGCCUCUGAGACUGCUUUCUCUGCUCCAACUGUUGUCCAAGGAUCACUGACGACUGGGAAUUUGAGAUCGCUUCUUCUCACUGGUGAUUUUUUCCUUGGAGCAGUUGUUGCUUGCACUCUUGCAAAGCUCAUUCUGAGAUUAGAAGAAGUUCAGCCAUCUAAAAUUGAAGUUAACAAAGCUUCGACUGAUGCUUUGUUAAUUAUGAUAGCUAUGCUGCAGUUGGGACAGUCCUCAGUUCUCCCUCACCCAAUUGACAAUGAUUCUUAUGACAGGAUUGUUGUCUGCAUAAGGUUGCUGUGUAACACUGGGGAUUCUGUGAAGAAGAUCUGGCUGAAAUCUUGCCGUGAGAGUUUUGUUCAAAUGCUUUCAGACAAACAGCUGCGUGAAACUGAAGAAAUCAAAGCUAAAGCUCAGACUUCUCAUUCACAGCCAGAUGACCUUAUUGACUUCUACCAUUUGAAGAGUCGCAAGGGCAUGAGCCAGCUGGAGUUGGAAGAUCAGGUCCAAGACGAUCUUAAACGUGCUACUGGAGAAUUUGUCAAGGAUGGAGAUGAUGCCAAUAAGUUAAAUCGUAUCAUUCAACUGACAGGAUUCAGCGACCCUGUAUAUGCUGAAGCUUUUGUGACAGUUCAUCAUUAUGAUAUUGUCCUGGAUGUUACGGUUAUUAAUAGAACAAAGGAUACCCUUCAGAAUCUCUGUCUGGAGCUGGCCACAAUGGGCGAUCUUAAGCUUGUUGAACGGCCUCAGAAUUAUACACUUGCUCCCCAGUCAAGCAAGCAAAUCAAAGCAAACAUCAAGGUCUCCUCUACUGAAACUGGAGUUAUAUUUGGCAACAUUGUUUAUGAGACCUCGAAUGUUCUUGAGAGGACUGUUGUCGUUCUCAAUGAUAUCCAUAUUGAUAUUAUGGACUACAUAUCCCCUGCUGCUUGUAGCGACUCUGCUUUUAGAACAAUGUGGGCUGAAUUUGAAUGGGAGAAUAAGGUUGCUGUCAAUACAACAAUUACAAAUGAGAAAGAAUUCCUUGACCACAUAAUCAACUCCACCAAUAUGAAAUGCCUAACUGCACCAUCUGCUCUCGAAGGUGAAUGUGGGUUUCUGGCUGCUAAUCUGUAUGCGAAAAGUGUGUUCGGGGAGGACGCUUUGGUAAAUGUCAGCGUUGAGAAGCAAGCUGACGGAAAACUUAAUGGAUACAUUCGGAUAAGGAGCAAGACGCAGGGCAUUGCCCUCAGCUUGGGCGACAAGAUCACGCUCAAGCAGAAGGGAGGAAAUUGAUUUUCAUACUGGUGAAAUUUGUGUUUUUGUGAUUGACAGGACAAUGAGAAAUAUGAUAGGGAGGGAGGGAAGGGAGCAUUUGUUUUUUCUGUGGAGUUUAUUAUAUAUAUAUAUAUAUAUUAUGUUUUCAUGCCCAAAAAAAAGAUGUAAUAUUUGGAUUCAUUAUAUUUUUGUAGAGAAUUGAAGAAGAAGAAGAUAUGUGGUUUCCAACUUCUAAAAUAAUUACAGUUUCUAGUGUUUGUUUUUA